ACCAACAGUCAUGAUUGAAGACCAUCAUAAACGAGGACAGCCUCGCAGUUAGUAGGACCACAGGACACGAACCACGAUGCAAUCUCAAAUACUGAUCGUGUCUGUGGCUUUUGCCAUUGUCACUGCGGCGCCAAGUCAACUGAAGACUACGGAAGAACGUUACACCUAUUCCAUCCCAGGAGGAGUAGCUUUCUCAGAAACUAUUUCACAAGAAACUGCAGCCAGUUCAGGAGGGCCUGGAGCCCAGGUAGGUGGCACCGCCUUCGGAGCAAGUUCAAGUCUAGGAGCCGCUGCUAGCCAAGGAGCCGGCAGCCAAUUCGGUGUUUCUGCAAGCCAAGGAGCCGCCAGUCACUUCGGUGUUUCAGCAAAGCAAGGAGCUGCUGCUAGCCAAGGAGCCUCAAGCCACUUCGGAGCUUCAGCAAGCCAAGGGGCUGCUGCUAGCCAAGGAGCCGCCAGCCAAUUUGGUGUUUCAUCAAGCCAAGGAGCUGCUGCUAGCCAAGGAGCCUCAAGCCACUUCGGUGUUUCUGCAAGCCAAGGAACCGCUGUUCGCCAAGGAGCCGCAAGCCAAUUCGGAGCUUCAGCAAGCCAAGGAGCUGCUGCUAGCCAAGGAGCCGCAAGCCAAUUCGGAGCUUCAGCAAGCCAAGGAGCUGCUGCUACCCACGCUGCUGGUGCUGGAGCUGGAUCUGCGGUGGCUACAGGAAUUUCUGGCCUUAAUAGUGGUUUCAAAACUAGCAGCACAAAAGGCGAAGCAACCGGAGUUUCUGGAAGUGCAUUUAGCAGCAGCAGCAGCAGCUCCAGCGCUUCUUCAGCAGCAGAAUCAGUUGCAAUCGUCAGCGACGUGCGGGCGGGGCCUGAUGAGACUGGAGCUUACAGCUUCAACGUCGAGGGCGCCGAUGGAACUGUCUUUCAGGAGAAGGGCGAGCCAGGGGCCAAUGGAGGCAUCGUGCAAACUGGAUCAUACAAGUAUCUUUUGCCCGACGGCCAACUUUUUGAACUGAGCUACGUUGCUGACGAACAAGGCUUCAAGCCAACCUCGAACGCCCUUCCUCCACUUCCAGCCUUCGUGUUGGAGCAAAUAGAGUUUGCUGCCAGAAAUCCAGAGCCUGAGGAAGCCGCAAGCCAAGUCGGAGCUUCAGCAAGCCAAGGGGCUGCUGCUAGCCAAGGAGCCGCAAGCCAAUUCGGAGCUUCAGCAAGCCAAGGGGCUGCUGCUAGCCAAGGAGCCGCAAGUCAAUUCGGAGCUUCAGCAAGCCAAGGGGCUGCUGCUACCCAUGCUGCUGGUGCUGGAGCUGGAUCUGCAGUGGCUGCGGGAGGUGCAUCCGCAGGCUCGAGCCAAAGUACUUUCGGCGGUAUUUCGUUUGGCGCCGGAGCGUCGCAAGGGACUGGUGGAGCAUCAGCAGGAAGCAGUCUAGUUGGCGCACCGAGAUUUGGAGCUAGUUUCUCACAAGGAACUUCUAGUGCUGCUGGAGGACUCAGCGUUGGAGGUGCAGCAGCGAGCAACGUUGGAGGUUCCCCUGGAGCAUCAUUUGGCUCCGGGUUUGGAGCUUCAGCAGGCGGUAGCCUGAGGCAACCCGGCAAGCCUGCCCAGUCCUACCUGACCCCCAACGCGAAAUAAUUCAACACAUUUGCUCACGAAUCGCUCCGAUGAACGUUCCAACUUUGUGAAUCCUCGAACGAUACCUAUAGAUCGUAAUUAUAUAUUCUUAUGUAAGCCAGCAUCAUUCUUCCAUUCGAUUUCACAUAUUUCUUCACGAUUGAUGCACAUUCGAUUAUUUUGUUGCUUUCUUCAUUCAUGGGAAGCAUCAUAUUUUCUAAAUUUGUAGCAAAUGCUAAAAUUCUGAACUUCUAGCAAAAGCACAUUUUAUUAGCAAAUAAAUUCAUUUUAGCGCCCUUUAAAAUAUAAUUGUAGACUUCACUUCGAAUUUUCAGACAAACUAAUUUGUUCAGUAUUUUAGCUAAAAGUCCUUUAAUAAACACGAAUUUUUAAUAAC
Messenger RNA from Hyalella azteca, 1988 nucleotides. RefSeq names its product fibroin heavy chain. NCBI's taxonomy places the organism in Eukaryota, Metazoa, Arthropoda, Malacostraca, Amphipoda, Hyalellidae. The record is from RefSeq and is a predicted model, not a curated record. The transcript is spliced from 3 exons. The coding region runs from base 77 to 1612 and encodes 511 amino acids. Gene Ontology annotation, cellular component: chitin-based extracellular matrix. Gene Ontology annotation, molecular function: structural constituent of chitin-based larval cuticle.